CACCGCCAUGGACAAUCAGCUCCUGUUUGUGCUGCUCCUGCUGGGGGCCAUAGGCCCACAGGGACUGGGAAAAGGGCCUGAGGAUCUUUCAGAGGAGCUCUCUGGGGAGGAAAUCCCCAAGGAGGAUGGGGUCUUGGUCCUGAGCCACCGUACCUUGAGCCUGGCCCUGAGAGAGCACCCAGCCCUGAUGGUGGAGUUCUAUGCCCCAUGGUGUGGCCACUGCAAGGCAUUGGCUCCCGAGUACAGCAAGGCGGCUGCUCUGCUAGCAAGCGAGUCAGCCAGGGUCACACUGGCCAAGGUGGAUGGACCUGCUGAGCCAGAGCUGGUCAAAGAGUUCAGUGUGGAAGGGUACCCCACGCUCAAGUUUUUCAAGGAUGGGAAUCGCACACACCCAGAGGAGUACACAGGGCCCCAGAAGGCUGAAGGCAUUGCUGAGUGGCUGAGGCGACGGGUGGGGCCUAGCGCCAUACAUCUGGAGGACAAGGAAAGUGCCCAGGCCUUGAUGGACACUAGAGAUGUGGUGGUCAUUGGCUUCUUUCAGGACCUGCAGGAUGAGGACGUGGCCACCUUCCUAGCCCUAGCCAGAGAUGCCCUGGACAUGACCUUUGGCCUCACAGACCAGCCACAGCUCUUUCAAAAGUUUGGGCUCACCAAGGACACUGUAGUCCUUUUCAAGAAGUUCGACGAGGGGCGGGCUGACUUCCCAGUAGAUGAGGAGCUUGGCCUGGACCUCAGGGACCUUUCCCGCUUCCUCAUCACACACAGCAUGCACCUGGUGACGGAGUUCAACAGCCAGACAUCCCCCAAGAUCUUCGCUGCUAGGAUCCUCAAUCACCUGCUGCUGUUUGUGAACCAGACACUGGCUCAACACAGGGAGCUGGUGGCAGGCUUCAGGGAGGCAGCUCCCCCAUUCCGGGGGCAGGUGCUGUUUGUGGUGGUGGAUGUGGCUGCCAACAAUAGCCAUGUGCUCCAGUACUUUGGCCUCAAGGCCGAGGAGGCCCCUACCAUACGUCUAGUCAAUGUUGAGACCACCAAGAAGUAUGCACCCAUCAGCGAGGCACCCAUCACUUCAGCUUCUGUGGCUACUUUCUGCCAUGAAGUCCUCCAAGCUAAAGUCAAGCCCUAUCUCCUGAGCCAGGAGGUGCCCUCAGACUGGGACCAGCGGCCAGUCAAGACUCUUGUGGGCAAGAAUUUUGAGCAGGUGGCUUUUGAUGAAACCAAGAAUGUGUUUGUGAAGUUCUAUGCUCCUUGGUGUAGCCACUGCAAGGAGAUGGCCCCAGCCUGGGAGGCGCUGGCUGAGAAGUAUCAAGAUCGUGAGGACAUUGUCAUUGCUGAGCUGGAUGCCACAGCCAAUGAGCUGGAGGCCUUCACUAUUCAUGGCUACCCUACCCUGAAGUUCUUCCCUGCAGGGCCUCACAGGAAGGUGAUUGAAUACAAAAGCACCAGAGACUUGGAAACCUUCUCCAAAUUCCUAGACAGUGGGGGAGAGCUGCCCAAAGAAGAGCCGCAAGAGCCCACAGCCUCGGCCCCGGUGGGUGUCCCACUCAGCACACUAACUCUGAAGGUCUUCUCCUGGCAAGUUUCCUGA
Messenger RNA from Jaculus jaculus (lesser Egyptian jerboa), 1588 nucleotides. RefSeq names its product protein disulfide isomerase family A member 2 (gene Pdia2). Gene Ontology annotation, biological process: response to endoplasmic reticulum stress; protein folding. The record is from RefSeq and is a predicted model, not a curated record. Gene Ontology annotation, molecular function: protein disulfide isomerase activity. Lineage: Eukaryota; Metazoa; Chordata; Mammalia; Rodentia; Dipodidae. Bases 8 to 1588 code for a protein of 526 amino acids. Gene Ontology annotation, cellular component: endoplasmic reticulum. The transcript is spliced from 11 exons.